CUUUAUGUCCCGAUUCGACUUGUACAUACAUAGCGUACGCGUCAGCUCACUUAAUUGCUGUCCAACAUUCCAGUCUCCGCAUACCACUUAUUUAGUCUUUGUUUUCUCCUUCAAACUAUCGUGGCUGGUAAAGGCCAUGAUUGAAUCCCGCCGAAAACCACGCCCUUGCCCUAUCCAAGUUCCUAAGCUUGUAGGAAGACAAGAGCGCGAAAAUGUCGUGCAGGCUGCUGAGAAAACACCUCCUCUUUCACCAGCAGUUCAGGCUACCUCAUCUCAUACGCAGAGCGAAUCCUUCACAAGAGGAGCACCAGCCUCAGAUCACCCUUCGAAUGUCCAAGGGACACUUCUACCACGAACCUCGCUUCGCCCUUCCUCGACAAUAACUACCCCAACGUCGUUACAGACGACGACCUUACGUAUACCGCAAUCACUUCUAACACCGAGCACAACCCGAAAAGACUCACCGACCGUCACGACAGUUGUCACUGUCACUCAAUCGUUCAGUGCCCCUGGAGCGGAGCCGGAAACGCCUGAGGCGGACGAAAUAGUUUUUAUUUCGCAACGCGUCACAGUGACUGUCGCCGCACCCCAAGUAACAGCUCAGGCCGACAGCAAAGGCAAUCCGCCCGUGCAAAUAAUACCAUCAAAUGCUAAAGUACCACUCAUUGUUAUUAGUGUUCUCGGUGCGAUUGCAGCAGUUGUUGCUCUGGCCAUUGUAAUCUGGAGGCGAAGAGCGAAAAAGAAGAAGCAGAAUGUCGACAUCAUAGAGAAAUCCUGA
This is a messenger RNA of Aaosphaeria arxii CBS 175.79, 778 nucleotides long. RefSeq lists its product as uncharacterized. The transcript has 2 exons. The record is from RefSeq and is a predicted model, not a curated record. The coding region runs from base 5 to 778 and encodes 257 amino acids. NCBI's taxonomy places the organism in Eukaryota, Fungi, Ascomycota, Dothideomycetes, Pleosporales.